CCAGAACCAGCCAAUCAGGAUGAAGAAGAGCCGUAGCGUGCUGACUGUGACUGGGGAAGAGGGUCAUGAGUCGGUGGUGGGCGGAGACCAGGUGGAGUCAGCGCGCUACAGCCGCUCCUACACGUCCGGCACGCACACGCACUCCCUGGGGGCGGAGUUAAGGAGAGGGAGGAGUCACAGGCUACCCUCGAGUCUACAGGUACCAUGCUGGCUGAGACCAAGGGACCGUGCCCGAUCACCAGAGGUGUUGAGUAUUGUACCGCGUCCCACCACUCUUCCGCUCCGAAUACCACCGCCACGCAUCGCCAUCACACACGCAGACCCCGACAGUUUCGAGGUGGAGAAUGGGGUGUCCCCGGCGGGUGGAGGCUGCACCCCGAGAGUGUCUCCGGGGGUGACGCUGCACCCCUCCUUCCCCCAGGGCCAGAGAAGAGAGUCCUUCCUCUACAGAUCCGACUCAGACUAUGACAUCUCACCCAAAACCGUCUCCCGAAACUCCUCCGUGGCCAGCGAAGGGCAUACAUCAGAGGACUUCAUUGUCACCCCCUUUGCUCAGGUGCUUGCCAGCUUGCGGUCCGUGAGGAACAACUUCACCCUCCUGGCCAACAUCAGCACGCCUUCCGUCAAGAGGUCACCACUGAGCAGUCAGUCCUCAUGUCCCAAAUCAACAUUAUCAGACCCUCAGUAUCAGCAGCUGGCCCUGGAGACUCUGGAGGAGCUGGACUGGUGUCUCGACCAGCUGGAGACCAUCCAGACACACCGCUCCGUAUCAGACAUGGCCUCCAGCAAGUUCAAGAGGAUGUUGAACAGGGAGCUGUCCCACCUGUCGGAGAUGAGUCGCUCUGGCAACCAGGUGUCAGAAUACAUCUCCAAAACCUUUUUAGACCAGCAAAACGAUGGCAUGGAUCUCCCGUCCCCAACGCUGAAAGAGAAGCCCAUGAGCCACAUCAGUGGAGUUCGGGAGCUCUCCCACAUACACUCGCUCCCGCUCGCCAAGCUGCCUCGCUUUGGAGUCAACACAGAACACGAGGACGAGCUCGCUAAGGAGUUGAAGAAUCUGGACAAGUGGAGCUUCAACAUCUUCAGAGUAGCAGAGCUCUCCAACAGCAGACCCCUCAGCUGCGUCAUGUUUGCCAUCUUUCAGAAGCGAGAUCUGCUGAAGACGUUCCGCAUCCCCGUUGAGACCUUCGUGUCGUACGUGAUGACGCUGGAGGACCAUUAUCACUCCAACGUGGCCUAUCACAACAGCCUGCACGCCGCAGACGUCACCCAAUCAACACACGUGCUGCUGUCAUCGCCCGCCCUCGACGCCGUGUUCACGGAUCUGGAGAUUCUGGCUGCUCUCUUUGCUGCAGCCAUUCAUGAUGUCGACCACCCAGGAGUCUCCAACCAGUUCCUCAUCAAUACCAACUCAGAGCUGGCUCUGAUGUAUAACGAUGAGUCUGUGUUGGAGAACCAUCACCUGGCGGUGGGCUUCAAGCUGCUGCACCAGGAGAACUGCGACAUCUUCCAGAGCCUCACCAAGCGCCAGCGCCAGAACCUCCGCAAGCUUGUCAUCGAUAUGGUGUUGGCUACAGACAUGUCUAAGCACAUGACUCUUCUAGCAGAUCUAAAGACCAUGGUGGAGACCAAGAAAGUCACCAGCUCAGGAGUGUUACUGCUAGACCACUACACCGACCGAAUACAGGUCCUAAGGAACAUGGUGCACUGCGCGGACCUGAGCAACCCCACCAAGCCGCUGCUCGUGUACCGCCAGUGGACGGAGCGCAUCAUGGAGGAGUUCUUCAGGCAGGGGGACAAGGAGCGGGAGAGAGGCAUGGAGAUCAGUGCCAUGUGUGAUAAACACACAGCAUCCAUAGAGAAGAGCCAGGUGGGCUUCAUUGACUACAUCGUGCACCCUCUGUGGGAGACCUGGGGUGACCUGGUGCACCCGGACGCCCAGGACAUCCUGGACACGCUGGAGGAGAACCGCGACUGGUACCAGAGCACCAUGCCCCAGAGCCCCUCGCCGCCGCCUGACCGGGACCGGGCCCAGCUCGGCGGGGGCGCCAUCGCGGACCGCUUCCAGUUCGAGCUCACCCUGGAGGAGGAGAACGAGACCCACUGUGAAUCUGAGAGAGGGGAGGAAGAGGAGGAGGCAAAGGAAGAGGAAGGAGCAGAAGAGGAAGAGGCAGUAGAGGAGAAAGAGACAGGUGAGGAGGAGGAGGAGGAGGAGGAGGAGGGAGCUGUGGAAGAGGAGAAAGGAGAAGGAGAGGAAGAGGAGGUGGCAGAGGAUAAAGAAGGAGGAGAGGACGAAAAAGAGGAGGAGGAAAAGGAGGAGGAAGUGACGGAGGCAAAAGGAGAGCAGGAGGAGGAUGGAGAGAACACGGAAGAAGUAGAAAAGGAAGAAGAGGUAGACGAAGAAGAAGAAGAAAAGGCUGAGGAGGAGGAAGGGCAGGAGGAAGAGCAGAAAGAGGGGGAUGAGGAGGAAGAGAACCAAGAAGGCAGAGGAGAGGAGAAUGAGGAAGAGAACGAGGGAAAAGAGGAGACAGAAGACGAGUAAAAUGAGCAGAAGUUGAAAGACGGACAGAUGGACAAAAAAUAAACCUACAGGAAGAGGAGAAAAAGACUGAUUUUUUUUUAUACCAAACGAACAAAAUAAAAAGCAAAAAGAUACACGAACAUAUAAAAGGAGACACAGGAAGACUGUAUGUGACUAUAUUCGUUCCUCCAACGUUUUCUUCUCUUUUUAUCAAAGACUCGCAAGCUUCAGUCAGGACCCUCCGACUGCUAACGUCAA
Engraulis encrasicolus (European anchovy) is the source of this 2779-nucleotide messenger RNA. RefSeq names its product 3',5'-cyclic-AMP phosphodiesterase 4C-like. The record is from RefSeq and is a predicted model, not a curated record. The transcript has 18 exons. Gene Ontology annotation, cellular component: perinuclear region of cytoplasm; nucleus; cytosol. The coding region runs from base 20 to 2542 and encodes 840 amino acids. Gene Ontology annotation, biological process: signal transduction. Gene Ontology annotation, molecular function: 3',5'-cyclic-AMP phosphodiesterase activity. Lineage: Eukaryota; Metazoa; Chordata; Actinopteri; Clupeiformes; Engraulidae.